This is a messenger RNA of Culex pipiens pallens (northern house mosquito), 2414 nucleotides long. Its product is annotated as malectin. Gene Ontology annotation, molecular function: carbohydrate binding. The coding region runs from base 588 to 1481 and encodes 297 amino acids. The record is from RefSeq and is a predicted model, not a curated record. Lineage: Eukaryota; Metazoa; Arthropoda; Insecta; Diptera; Culicidae. The transcript has 2 exons. Gene Ontology annotation, cellular component: membrane.
UGCUGCACGGCUUCCUUCGAUGUGUUGGUAACUCCGGCUGGCAUACGUUAGUACAGCUGAAAAUCUUGGCCAGCAGAGUUUAUUUUCUGCCAGUGUCUCGAUAAAUACGAGCGGCGAGCGCACCCAAAUCCGAAACCUGUCCUGUCUGCAGUCACCGUGCGGAAGCGCCUCCCAGUUGCCCCCCGAAAGAACACUGGACUGCCUUCGCCAUAUGGUACGGACCGUCACCGGCGCUCGUCCCAUUCAGCAAACGUCGGCCAACUCGGAUCGGAAUUCCGCUGCGGUCGCGAGCCCGAUGAAAAGAUAAUAAAUCAAUAUCAGCAGCAGCAUGCCACGUAAUGUUAGCCGUGCGACCAUCAACCAGGACUGCUGCGAUUUGCUGAGAAGUGCCGUCGUUGGCGGUGUCCUGCGGAACUAGGAAGUUGUUUGGAGAAGGAAUUGAACGGAAGGUUUAGAUCAAAGUCGAUUAAGGGAAAUUGUUGCGGUUUGGAAUUGGACGGAGGGUGCAAAGUCUAGAGGACUGACUCUCUUCGGUGGUUGGGAGGAAAUUUCCCGACUAUUAAUACAACAGCUCAAAGCGUCUCGAAAUGACGUCAACGUUGCAGCACAUGGUCAGGUUGGUUCUACCGGGAAUCGCCCUCCUGUUGGCACUCUCCCGGACCAUCCUGGCCGCUAGUCAACCGCACAAUGUGAUAUACGCCAUCAAUGCCGGCGGAGAUGCGCACGUGGAUUCGUACGGAAUCAAGUACGCCCGGGAUCCCCUGAUGGGCAAGGUCGGGACGGAGUCCGACUACGGCAAGCAGCUGUUGAUGAUCAACCGCGUGAAGCCCAACGACGAGCUGCUGUACCAGACGGAGCGUUACCAUCACGAUACCUUCGGGUACGAACUUCCGCUGGCCGGAGACGGCGAGUACGUGUUGAUUUUAAAGUUUUGUGAAGUUUACUUCAACGCUCCAAACAUGAAGGUCUUCGACGUGGUGCUCAACAACCGCCACAUGGUCGUCACAGACCUGGACAUCUUCUCGCUCGUAGGCCGAGGAACCGCCCACGAUGAGUACGUGUACUUCACCGUGUCCCGCGGCAGACUGUACUUCAAGGAAGAAGACUCUGAGAUCCGAGGCGGCAAGGUGAAGCUGGAAUUCCUCAAAGGCUACAAGGACAACCCGAAGAUCAACGCCAUCGUGCUGAUCAAGGGCUACGACGAGUCGAGUUUGCCUCGCUUAUCGCCACAAGCCAGCGAACAGCAGCAGAUCCCGGAACCGCUCGGAGAUCUGCAAAACAACGGAGCCGCCAGUGCCUCCACCGGCUCACCCAGCUCCGCCGACGGAGACGCCCAGACGGACUCAAAGUCAAAGAAUCGAAAAACCAGCGGUCCCAAACAGCCCAAUCCGUACUCCCUGGACGAGUCGUCCAUGAUGCUGCCGGUGUUCAUCGCGAUCGGCGCGUUCAUCCCGCUGUUGUUUUGUCUUUGUCGACUGUGAUUUUAUUGCAAGCAAGCUCAUCUUGGUUUUAUCCUAAGUACCGUAGUUAUAGCCGACGUCGGCGCGCCGUUCCCGAUUCGAACGAAACCGGUCCGAAUCCAGAACCCGACGACGACGACGGCCGGUUUGUUGAGAUAUUUUUAACUAAGGUAAUAGAAAUUCUUCUUGGGUUUUCAUUUGAUAUUCGGGGGCACAUUGGUUUACUUAAAGUACCUUGCCAGGGCCGGGACAUGGGUUGAGGUUGGGUAGACAUUUCGGAACUAAAAUAAAAAGGGAAUAAAAUUGUGCAUUUUAAGAGCCGAGGCUUGAAAAUAGGUGUGUUUGUUCCAAUAUAAAUAAUUGUAAAUAGCUCAGAGGAAUAUCGAUAGACGAGUUAGGAUUUUAAACAACAAACAUCAUUGUUUUCCGGCAGCUCAAACCAGUAUCUGUGUGUGUUUGUGUAACAGCAGCAACAACCGUGUCAGAUUCCUAAACUUAGUUUGAAAACAAAACAGCCAGCGGAAUUUUAUAUGAGUUACUUAAAAAAAAAAAACAAUACAAAACUUAGACACUUAAUUGAAAUGCUCAAAGUUACGUUGUUCAUAACUUCUAGUAGCGCACAAAACACUAAUUUAUUCCGUUUGCCGCCCUGUAAGAGACAGAGAGAGACGCAGUACUUAGUUUGUAAGGGUUGAUCUUUUGAAACUAAAGUAAAAUACAAUUACCAAGAAAAAGACUAAUCCUGCGCGGUGUGAUGCAUGCAGUGUGGGAUAUAUUAUAAUUUGAUGACUAAAGAAGAAGAAAAGUAAACAUCCUUUGUUGUUGAAGAAAACACUUUAAAGUCUUAAGUAAAUGAGUAGCAACUGAGAAAACGGUAAACUAAGAAUAAACCUCUAGCGCACUUAUCGAUAAGCAAAAUGAUGGCGAAAAUAAAAGUUUGAUGAAUUGAGCAUA